This is a messenger RNA of Gavia stellata (red-throated loon), 3495 nucleotides long. RefSeq names its product ankyrin repeat domain 28 (gene ANKRD28). Gene Ontology annotation, molecular function: protein binding. The record is from RefSeq and is a predicted model, not a curated record. The coding region runs from base 1 to 3261 and encodes 1086 amino acids. NCBI's taxonomy places the organism in Eukaryota, Metazoa, Chordata, Aves, Gaviiformes, Gaviidae. The transcript has 28 exons. Gene Ontology annotation, cellular component: cytoplasm.
AUGAGUCGAGUCUGUAUUGUUGUUUUGGAGGAGGUGGAAGAUGAUUCUCCCACAUUUAUUUCCAAAUUACCUCAGGAAAAUGUAUCUUUACGUCCAUCGCCCUCUGGAAACGUGCUGGUAAGGCAUCCACCAUUGGUUCAAGCUAUAUUUAAUGGAGAUCCUGAUGAAGUUCGAGCACUGAUAUUUAAGAAAGAAGAUGUUAAUUUUCAGGAUAAUGAGAAAAGGACCCCUUUACAUGCUGCUGCCUAUCUGGGAGAUGCAGAAAUUAUUGAACUACUUAUUUUAUCUGGAGCUAGAGUUAAUGCCAAAGACAGCAAAUGGUUGACUCCUUUACACAGAGCUGUGGCAUCUUGUAGUGAGGAUGCUGUUCAGGUGUUGUUAAAGCAUUCAGCGGAUGUCAAUGCUCGUGAUAAAAACUGGCAGACACCCCUACAUAUAGCAGCUGCAAACAAAGCUGUGAAAUGUGCUGAAGCUUUGGUGCCUCUCCUAAGCAACGUAAACGUGUCUGAUCGAGCAGGCAGAACUGCACUGCAUCAUGCAGCCUUCAGUGGACACGUUGAGAUGGUCAGCUUACUGUUGUCUAGAGGGGCCAAUAUUAAUGCAUUUGACAAGAAAGACAGGCGAGCUAUACAUUGGGCAGCAUAUAUGGGUCAUAUUGAAGUUGUGAAAUUACUCGUGGCCCAUGGAGCUGAAGUGACAUGCAAAGACAAGAAAUCAUAUACACCCUUACAUGCUGCAGCAUCUAGUGGGAUGAUCAGUGUAGUCAAAUAUCUUUUAGAUCUUGGAGUUGAUAUGAACGAACCAAAUGCCUAUGGAAAUACUCCUCUCCAUGUAGCUUGCUACAACGGGCAAGAUGUUGUAGUGAAUGAACUCAUAGACUGCGGUGCUAAUGUAAAUCAAAUGAAUGAGAAGGGUUUUACACCUUUGCACUUUGCUGCUGCGUCAACACAUGGAGCGUUGUGCUUAGAACUUUUGGUCUGUAACGGAGCAGAUGUAAAUAUGAAGAGUAAAGAUGGGAAAACACCUUUGCACAUGACAGCGAUCCAUGGUAGAUUUUCAAGAUCUCAAACCAUCAUUCAAAAUGGAGCUGAAAUAGACUGUGAAGAUAAGAAUGGAAAUACUCCUUUGCACAUAGCAGCUAGAUAUGGCCAUGAGCUAUUAAUCAACACUCUGAUUACGAGUGGUGCUGACACUGCAAAGCGGGGUAUACAUGGGAUGUUUCCUCUCCAUUUGGCAGCAUUAAGUGGAUUUUCAGACUGCUGCAGAAAGCUCCUCUCAUCAGGUUUUGACAUCGACACACCAGAUGACUUUGGCAGGACUUGUCUUCACGCAGCUGCAGCUGGAGGGAAUUUGGAGUGCCUAAAUCUUCUGCUAAAUACUGGUGCAGACUUCAACAAAAAGGACAGAUUUGGGAGAACUCCACUCCAUUAUGCUGCUGCCAAUUGUAAUUAUCAGUGCCUGUUUGCCCUUGUGGGAUCUGGAGCUAGUGUGAAUGACCUUGAUGAGAGGGGUUGUACACCUCUGCACUAUGCAGCUGCAUCAGACACAGAUGGAAAGUGCCUGGAAUACUUGCUAAGAAAUGAUGCCAAUCCGGGGAUCCGAGACAAACAAGGAUACAAUGCAGUUCAUUAUUCAGCUGCUUAUGGUCAUCGCUUAUGUCUUGAAUUGAUUGCAAGCGAAACACCUCUAGAUGUUCUAAUGGAAACAUCAGGUACUGACAUGCUGAAUGAUUCAGACAACAGAGCACCUAUAAGUCCACUGCAUCUAGCUGCCUAUCAUGGCCACCAUCAAGCUCUGGAAGUGCUGGUACAGUCGCUGCUGGACCUUGAUGUGAGGAAUAAUAAUGGAAGGACACCAUUGGAUCUUGCUGCCUUUAAGGGACACGUGGAAUGUGUAGAUGUGCUCAUUAAUCAGGGAGCAUCAAUCUUGGUGAAAGAUUAUGUUGUAAAGAGGACCCCAAUACAUGCUGCAGCUACAAAUGGUCACUCAGAAUGUUUGCGGCUAUUGAUAGGAAAUGCAGAACCACAGAAUGCAGUGGACAUUCAAGAUGGAAAUGGACAGACUCCUCUGAUGUUGUCAGUUCUCAAUGGGCACACCGACUGCGUUUAUUCACUCCUUAACAAAGGAGCAAAUGUAGAUGCCAAAGAUAAGUGGGGAAGGACAGCAUUACAUAGAGGGGCAGUUACUGGGCAUGAGGAAUGUGUGGAAGCAUUGCUUCAACAUGGUGCAAAGUCCUUAUUACGAGACUGUAGGGGGCGAACCCCUAUACACUUGUCAGCUGCUUGUGGACAUAUAGGUGUUCUAGGAGCUCUCCUGCAGUCAGCUACAUCUGUGGAUGCAGUACCUGCAAUAGCAGACAAUCAUGGCUAUACAUCACUGCAUUGGGCCUGCUAUAACGGUCAUGACAGUUGUGUAGAGCUCCUCCUGGAACAGGAAGUUUUCCAGAAAAUGGAAGGAAAUUCUUUCAGUCCGUUGCAUUGUGCUGUGAUAAAUGACAAUGAAGGUGCUGCAGAAAUGUUAAUUGAUACACUAGGUGCUGGUAUUGUAAAUUCAACAGAUUCAAAAGGAAGAACUCCUCUUCAUGCAGCAGCUUUUACAGAUCACGUUGAGUGUCUACAGCUUCUGCUCAGUCACAAUGCUCAAGUAAAUGCUGUAGAUUCUUCUGGGAAAACACCUUUAAUGAUGGCUGCAGAAAAUGGACAGACAAAUACAGUUGAGGUGCUGGUUAGCAGUGCUAAGGCUGAUCUGACUUUGCAAGACAGUUCUAAGAACACAGCACUCCAUUUGGCUUGCAGCAAGGGUCAUGAAACUAGUGCCUUGUUAAUACUGGAGAAGAUUACGGAUAGAAACCUCAUCAAUGCCACGAAUGCAGCCUUGCAAACACCUCUGCAUGUUGCUGCUCGGAACGGACUAACGGUUGUAGUUCAAGAGCUUUUAGGGAAGGGAGCAAGUGUACUUGCUGUAGAUGAAAAUGGUUACACACCAGCUUUGGCCUGUGCACCCAAUAAGGAUGUGGCUGAUUGCCUAGCUCUCAUUCUGGCCACAAUGAUGCCUGUUUCAUCGAGCAGCACAUUACCUUCCCUUACAUUCAAUGCCAUUAAUCAUUACACCAACACCUCAAAAACUGUCACCUUCGAUUCCUUGCCAAUCGUGAGGAGUGACCAUAGCUCAUACUGUACUUUCAACAACAUUGGCCGGGAAGAUGGCUACCCAUAUACAGAAGAAGAUGAACUCAAUGACUCAGAUUCUGAGACCUAUUAGCAGCUACAUUUUGUAGGUCUGAAGAGUGAACCCUCACGCUGGAAGGUCAGACAUGUGCUUUUGAAAAAAAGCUGUCAGUGUUUGAAUACAAAAAGAGGACAGACAUUUGAGAAGAUGUUUUUUAUUGUGGUUGCAUAUAAAAAAAUCUGAGACUCUAGGAGGAUUUUUAAGAGCAUAUUUUGCAGAAGAAGCAUAAAUUCUUGAAUAAGUACUUGGAAUCCAUGGCAAAAAAAA